AUGUCGCAUUUCACCUGUGUACUUACAGAAGACAAAGCUAAACUCUUCGGUAUUAUAUUGUUGUGCAUACUGGCAGCGGCCGCGGCAGGCUCGCUGCAGAGCUACAGUCUUCCAACGUUGUCUGCCUUUGGAGGAAAUACAGGAUUCUCUGGAGGUAGUGCAGGAUUCUUCAGAGAGAGUACAGGGUCCUUUGGCGGUUCAUUUUCUGGUCCCUCUCAUUCUGUGGUCAGUUGUGGACACGGGCAGGUCCGGCAUGUGGAUGGCAGCUGUGUAACUCCUCAGGUGACCAGAAACUUGUUCUUGUACAAAGUUCCUCCAGCAACCCCGAUCGUAGCCCCAAGACCAAACGUUCCUCCACCAAGAGUUGAAGACAAUAUUUUACUCAUCCAGUACCCAGAGGAGCUUCUGAGCCAAGAACCCAUCGUGGUGCCACCACCACAACAAAGGAAUGUAGUGUACGUGCUUAACAAGCGGCCUCAUCAUGAUCACAAGCUUAUUCACGCACCAGGACCUGAGCAGCCAGCUCCCGAGGUGUACUUUGUCAACUAUGCUGAGGGAGAGAACCCGACUUUACCCAGUGGUGGUGACCUCCAGUCUGCCCUCAGCACCGCCUCUGAAGGUGGCGGUGAACUCAUUGGUAGCAGCGGCGAUGGCGUCAGUGGCAUUGUUGGAGGCGGUGGCGCAAGUGGAGGGGCCAGUAGUUUUGUUAGCUCUGGGAGCGUCAGUGACUUCAGCAAGGGUACUAUCAGCAUAGGCGUCUCUGCUCCGUCUGGUCUAUAUGGUUCACCCUAAGACAUUUGUUCAGACACCGUGUUUGGAAAGGAGUCAAGACUUUACCCUGUAACAUUAAUAUAUUGUACUCAAUAUAUCGAGAAGUAUUUUAUUUAACUAAUAAACAUAUUUUAAUUCAAUAAAAAAACUGGACAAUUACAAAAAUAUUUUCAUUAUAAUUAAUAUUUACUCUGUAUUAUUUAAUUCUUUUAUAAAUCUCUAAUCUUGUUUAACAUAAACAUGUAUCUGCCAAUGUAUAUCCACCGAAAGAUGUAUAUGUACUAACAAGUGUAUA
This is a messenger RNA of Cherax quadricarinatus, 1066 nucleotides long. Lineage: Eukaryota; Metazoa; Arthropoda; Malacostraca; Decapoda; Parastacidae. The record is from RefSeq and is a predicted model, not a curated record.